Cryptotermes secundus is the source of this 3109-nucleotide messenger RNA. Its product is annotated as high-affinity choline transporter 1. NCBI's taxonomy places the organism in Eukaryota, Metazoa, Arthropoda, Insecta, Blattodea, Kalotermitidae. Gene Ontology annotation, molecular function: choline:sodium symporter activity. Gene Ontology annotation, biological process: acetylcholine biosynthetic process; transmembrane transport; choline transport. Gene Ontology annotation, cellular component: plasma membrane. The record is from RefSeq and is a predicted model, not a curated record.
CUAUACCCUUUGCUAAGCAAUUCUUCGUCCCUGUGAUGCGCACAGCCGACUUCAGUAGACAAGUGACAAGCUAUGUGCUACCUUAGCGAGUUUAAGAUAACCGCUGUGAUUUUAUCCGCCUAUUUAGUGAUAACAAUCUAUUGCACUGAAGGAACAAAGGACAGGUCUGUUCGGUACGAGUGUGGAGGAGGUACUGGAGUUUAGCCAACAAGAAUGUGGGAAACAAUACAGAAGUGCCACUUGUUGCAUCGCAUGCAAGUAUCGGGGCGGCUAACGAAGACGUUCUUAUUGCUGUCUUUCGACUUGAACACAGAGUCAAGAUUUGGAUUGACCACGCGGAUCAUGGGCAACAAGAUUCAGGAGGAGGAAAUAGUGUCUCUUUGUGGCAACUUUCUUGUUGCACCAUUCGCCUUCCACUGAUGCCUCUCUUUGUAUAACAAGAUUCCAGUUACAGUACAAUGACAGUUUAUGUGUGGGGACUUGCUGGCAUUGUGGUGUUCUACAUUGCGAUGCUGGGCAUUGGUAUUUGGGCCGGGACGAAGCAGAAAAACCAAAGUGAGGAGGAGAUCAUGCUGGCUGGCAGAAAUAUCGGCACUAUUGUAGGAGUCCUCACGCUUAUAGCAACAUGGGUUGGAGGAGCUUACAUCAAUGGCACCGCUGAGGUGAUGUUCACAGCAGGACUAGCGUGGUGCCAAGUUCCAAUAGGAUACAGCAUCAGUAUUAUUUUAGCCAUGCUUCUGUUUGUCCGUAAGAUGCGUGAUGCCCGCUAUGUCACCAUGUUGGAUCCUCUGCAGCAGAAGUAUGGGAAUCGCAUUGGUGGCCUCAUGUACAUGCCAGCACUCUGCGGUGAUGUCUUCUGGAUUGGCUCAAUCCUCAAUGCCCUAGGCUCAUCACUGGUGGUGAUUCUUGGUAUUGACAACAAAAUAUCUGUGAUAGCAAGCGCAGUGUUUGCAGCUGCUUAUACGAUAGUUGGAGGCUUCUAUAGUGUCUCUUACACAGAUGUCUUUCAGCUCUGUCUAAUAGUCAUAGGGCUUCUUCUAUCAGUUCCUUUUGCGUACCACAAUGAAGCUGUUUCAAGAAGUGCAUUGUCUUCCAGUGAUUGGAUUGGACAAGUGGAUAGAGCAGAUGUUGGAGAAUGGAUUGACACUUUGCUGUUGCUCAUGUUGGGGGGAAUUCCAUGGCAGGGUUAUUUUCAAAGAAUAUUUUCUAUGAAGACAACAAAGGGUGCACAAAUUUUAUCAGUUGUGUCAUUCUUUGGUUGCAUAGCCAUGGCUGUUCCUCCAGCUUUCAUCGGAGUUAUUGCAAAGAAUACAGAUUGGUCAAGCAUUCAAGGUUUCCAGAGAAAUGUUUCUGAAUCAGAAGGUGAAAUAAUUCUUCCUCUUGUUCUGCGCUACCUGGCGCUAUUUCAGCUGCUGUCAUGUCAUCAGCUGAUGCUAGCAUCUUGUCCUCCAGCUCCAUGUUUUCUAGGAACAUUUACAAAGCUGCAUUUAGGCCAAAGGCUAGUGACCGUGAGAUGUUAUGGGUUUUGAGGAUUACAGUCAUCGUAAUUGCUACAUGUGGAGCCAUCGUUGCGCUGACAGUCGGCAGUGUGUACUAUUUGUCUUACCUGUGUGCCGACCUCAUAUAUGUCAUUCUCUUCCCUCAACUUUUGCUCAUUAUUCAUUGGCCACAUGGAGUUAACACAUAUGGCUGCCUUGUAUCUUACUUUGUUGGACUGUUCCUCAGGAUUCUAGGAGGGGAAAAACGCUUGGGAAUCCCAGCAGUCCUAAAGUUUCCAUAUUAUGACAUAGUUACCCAGACUCAGAAGUUUCCUUUUAAAACUUUGUGUAUGCUAUGUGCUUUAAGUGCCCACAUGUUAACAAGUACAGCAGCAAGAUUUUUAUUUGAACGUGGGUACCUUGAUGCAGACAAAUGUGAUAUACUGAAUUCCUUCCCACACCUUUCAAGAACUAAUAGUGACACAAGACUGGAUAAGGAGUCUCAAGAAUUAUCCCUCUCUGGCAUAUACACCAAGACAGACAAACAAGGAACUGUGAACAUAGCAGCUGUAACUGAUUCUACACAUGAUGUCAGAAGCAAUUAUGUGAGAUAACAUGAUCCAACAGCUAGAUGGGCUUUUCUACUUAGGUACAUUUUGCAAAUGCGUUCGUUCGUAAAGUCUUCUGGAUAGAAGGCUGCAAAGAGAAUGUCAUACGUGCUAAAAUCUUCUUAAACAGUCAGCCACGUGGAAGCUGAAUUACAAAUCAAGUUGCCAGGAUGACAGAGACAGAGAAAAUUGCAACUUUGAUGUGGCUUACUACCUGAGAAGAUUUUAGUGGAUUCAUCCACUAUGAAGGCUUCAACUACCACAGAAUAUUACAUGAUUAAUAUAUUGUUAUGUGGUAGGUAUGAUCAGAGACAAGUGAGGCAAGAGUCUCACUGAGUAUAUAGCCCUGGCAUGGAUCACACAGAAAAUGUCUCUUCCAUUAUUGUACAUUCUCUUGUUGCUGGGGAACAAUGUGUCCACAGAGCUGUUCUCUAGCAACAGCUGUUGUACUGUCUCCUGUUUACAUAGCUGUUACUUGGCAAUGGGUCUACAUAUCACAGUAUAUUAUCAUUGAAGGACUGAGUUGUUUGGUACAAUUGUGAUGUGCCUAACAUGCAUUCAGGAUGUGAUCAGUUUGAAUCUGUGCUGUGGGCAGUGUUAUCCUGAUUGAUGUCUUUUAUGGUUUGUAGGUCAUCACUACUACUUCCCACAUACUUCAUUGUUCAAAAUUCAUAAUCACUCACUUCUUAUUUGAUAUCAUAUAACCACAGCAGUUGAUAUAGCUUUGUACAAUGAUUGUCCAUAAACAUACAAGAUGAUAGUAAUUAUUGCUUAAUUACAGUUACCAGAUAUUCUGAUAAUAGUAUAAACUGCCAGUUAUCCAUUAUCCAAGCUCUGGAAUUCUCAUCCAUCUGUCAAUAAUUUUAAAGGAAAUUCACCAGGUUUACAGAGUUAGUCAAGAAUAAAUUUUCAUUGUGUAUAUGUUCACCCAAAGGUUGCUUUGCAGUAUACAGAAUGUCCUAGGAGGAAUGUGCCAAACUUUGGGAGGGUGUUCCUUAUGUUAUAGUAUGUCGAUAUAACCCA